This is a messenger RNA of Botrytis porri, 1089 nucleotides long. RefSeq lists its product as uncharacterized. Bases 167 to 787 code for a protein of 206 amino acids. Lineage: Eukaryota; Fungi; Ascomycota; Leotiomycetes; Helotiales; Sclerotiniaceae. The transcript has 3 exons. The record is from RefSeq and is a predicted model, not a curated record.
CCCCAGAAUUUAAGAUGGGGAUAUGCUGAUAUAUCCCAUUGUUCUAAUCAGUAUUCAGUAUGAAUUGGUUAUAAAAGACUGGUGUUGCCAUCUCAUGUUCUUCUCUUCAUCCUUCGCCUCAAUUCGAUAAUACAAGUAUACUCUCACAGUUAAACUUCAUUUCAUCAUGCUUAAAGGUCUUUUCCUCACCGUGCUAGCAACGGGACUUCUCGUCCAAGCAACUCCAGUGCCAGUGCCAGAACCAACCGGAGUACCAACCACAGCUACUGCUAAUACCGAGCUUGCCGGUCUGACUGUGGCUGCGGCCGGAAGUCAAGAUGGUUAUGCGAGAGAUUUGUUCCCUACUUGGAACACUAUCUCCGGCACUUGCAAUACACGUGAGACCGUUUUAAAGCGCGACGGUGAAAAUGUCGUCGUUAAUUCCGCCUGUGCUGCCACAUCUGGAACCUGGGUAUCUCCAUACGAUGGUGCCACCUGGACCGCCGCCUCCGAUCUCGAUAUCGAUCAUCUUGUUCCCUUGAGUAACGCUUGGAAAUCAGGUGCUUCUGCAUGGACUACGGCUCAACGCCAGGCUUUUGCUAACGACCUUGUCAACCCACAAUUGUUGGCUGUUACCGAUAAUGUCAAUGAGAGUAAGGGAGACAGUGGACCGGAAGAGUUCAAGCCCUCUUUGACUUCGUACUGGUGCACAUAUGCAAAAAUGUGGAUCAAGGUCAAAUCUGUCUAUAAACUUACCGUCACAAGUGCGGAGAAGGCGGCAUUAGUUACUAUGAUGGCUACUUGUUAAAUGGCUGGUAUUUUUCGGUUAAAAUGAAGGGUGGAAUGUAUAUAGGGAACGAGCUUGAGAUGAUUUACGAUGGAAAGAAAUGACAAUAGCACGGAAAACUCUAAAGAGUUGAAGUUGCAGUGGGAGGGAGCGGAAAUGAGAUGAUUUGAAAUGGGCGAUGGCUCAGGAGUUAUGGUGUUCAUGUUCAAUUUAUUUACCAGAGGUCUGACUGAGAGAAAGACGUGAGUGGAAAAUUACACGGGAUUCACUGGAAUCAUAACAAUUUUACCUAGUAUCAUGGUCUAAUGGCUCAUUGAUAUGCU